AUGGCGGCUGCCGCGACGACGAUGACAGGAGUGGGACUGCGGCGUCUGCUGGCUGCGGGUUCGAGACUGAGGAGGCGGAGAUUAGGGAAUUAUCUCCUGCCUGUUGCCGUUCUCAAGCCUGAUUAUCACUUGACACAGUCGCGUAGCUACAUUCCCAGGAGAGCUGUUCUCUAUGUGCCUGCCGAUGAUGAGAGAAAGAUUCAAAAAAUUCCAUCUCUCCACGUAGAUUGUGCAGUGCUGGACUGUGAAGAUGGAGUUGCUCUAAAUAGAAAGGCAGAAGCACGGAUAACAACAGUGAAAACACUUGAAGGGCUGGAGUUUGGACAGACUGAGAAGUGUGUAAGGAUUAAUUCAGUGUCCAGUGAUCUAGCGGAAGAAGAUAUGAAAGUCAUUUUGGAGUCCAACAUUCUUCCUACAAGUCUGAUGCUACCUAAAAUUGAAAAUGUAGAAGAAAUAAGAUGGUUUACAGAAAAAUUUGCAAGCCACACAAAAGGUCGAACACUUGUAGAACCAAUGCAUUUUAUCCCUUUUGUGGAGACAGCAAUGGGGCUGCUCAAUUUUAAGGCAGUUUGUGAAGAAGCACUGAGAAGGGGACCCCAGGUUGGCCUUCGUUUGGAUGCAGUAGUCUUCGGAGGAGAAGAUUUCCGUGCUAGCAUAGGAUCGACAAGUAGUAAAGAAGCCCUUGAUAUUAUUUAUGCCAGGCAAAAAAUUAUCGUCAUAGCAAAGGCUUUUGGCUUGCAGGCUGUAGACCUUGUGUAUAUUGACUUCCAAGAUGAAGAGGGGCUCCGGAAGCAAUCAAGAGAGGGCGCCUUAAUGGGUUUUACUGGUAAGCAGGUGAUUCAUCCUAAGCAAAUUGCCGUUGUCCAGGAAGAGUUCGCACCCAGUCCUGAAAAAAUAAAGUGGGCACAGGAACUGAUUUCUGCUUUUGAUGAACAUCAGCGCAUAGGAAAGGGUGCCUUCGCUUUCCGCGGCAGCAUGAUAGACAUGCCAUUACUGAAGCAGGCCCGGAACAUUGUUACGCUUGCCACAGCCAUCAAGAAAAAAUGAUCUUCUAAAUGAACUUCCCCCUAGGGAGGCUCCAGGAGCUGUUUAAAGAAGAAUUAUAUAAUACUUGAAGAAAAAAUGCAACAGUUCACACUUCAGCAGAACUCUAUUUACAUGUCCUGCAAUUUGCCAUGUAUUUUCUUGUUCACUUUCAGGAGGAGACCUUGUCACAGACCAUAGUGGUAAGCUAUAACCCCCCCCCCUUUCCCAACUACUGCAGAGCGGCAAGUUCACAGAGUGUGGGGUUUUUUUGUAUCAUAAAAGCAUAUGGAUCUGUUUGGAGGGGGAGGUUGCUACUAUGUCAUAUCCAUUUAAGAAAUGGGCCCAUUAAGAAUCAAUAAAUGGGGAGGGGGAAUAUAAAGUCUAGUUCCAUUUUUCAAUUGUGCAAGUGUUCGUAGGAAGCAGAAUCCCCAAUGGCAAUGGGUGGUUUUACUUCUUAAAAGGUGUCUAGAAGGCUGUUGGCAGGUGCAGUUAGACCUGCUACCAUUCCCCCUUCUACACAACUAAGUAGGAAACAGAAAUGCUUUGGCAAGGUACAUGAAGAGAGAACCAAAUCUUCAAUAGACUCUAACUUUGAAGCAACAAAAAUCCUUUUCCCACACCCAGUCCUUGAGGUUCCUCCUGUACCUUUAAGAAUUGCAAAAGGGAGUGAUGAUACACCAGGUUUGUCAUCUCUUCUCACUGUAAGACAUAGGUAGGAAAGGCCAUUCCUGGUCACUCCAUGCUUUCCGCACACCUUUUAAAGGUAGGACAACCCCUCAGUGUCUAGACUGGGCCACCCUUCCCAGCAGUAACUCCUUUAAAUCUUAAAAUGUGUUUGCCUUUUGUUCUAGAUUAAUUAAUCCAAAAUAACCAUCACCCCUUGGUUCUGACCUGACAGACGUUAAUGGAUUAGAUUCACCAUUCAUGCUCUUAGAGUGCAAACUCAACACCACUUAAUGUGGAUUAGUCACCCCUUAAGAAGUCUUCAGCCAAUCUUUUGUACUUAUAAUCAGGGAGGAUUUAGAGUUAUCUCUAAUGUUACUUUUCAAGAGGAGUUGAUCAUGGUAACUCACAUGCCCGUUUCAGUGUUGCUGAAGCUAAAUGCUUUUUAUUCCUAAACACAACUCACAAGCUUCUAUGUGAUUGACAAACACUAAAACCCUGUAGCGUUGCUUUGUAACAACAAGCAUCCGCUAUCAGUUUUAAAAAGCACUCUUACCAUACUGCGAAAGUUAAUUCAAACUACUGUUCUAGUUCAUUCUUUCCCCCUACAUUGCUGCUGCUGGCCUCACAUAAGGCAAGAGGAGUGGAAUUAUUUAAACUCAAGAGAUCCAGUGUUCCGCAGAUUCCACCAUGCUUUGAGAAAGAAGUUAUUUUACAUACGGCUUUCAAAUACUUUAGUCGCCUAUCUCCAGUGCCCUGAAACCAUGGAUGACAAGGUGUGAACUCACCCUUCAGAAGAGUAAUUUUCUAUCAUUUCCACGCAAAGUUAUUGGUACAGGUUGAUUCUAAACUAUGUGAACAGAGAACUAUGGCUGCUGAUCGAUGUUGAAUAAUUAAUCCAGAAUGUGAUCUUGUGUACAUG
Messenger RNA from Eublepharis macularius, 2611 nucleotides. It is a transcript of the gene CLYBL, whose product is annotated as citramalyl-CoA lyase. The record is from RefSeq and is a predicted model, not a curated record. Gene Ontology annotation, biological process: regulation of cobalamin catabolic process. NCBI's taxonomy places the organism in Eukaryota, Metazoa, Chordata, Lepidosauria, Squamata, Eublepharidae. The transcript has 8 exons. Bases 1 to 1047 code for a protein of 348 amino acids. Gene Ontology annotation, molecular function: (S)-citramalyl-CoA lyase activity.